Messenger RNA from Ostreobium quekettii, 2337 nucleotides. Lineage: Eukaryota; Viridiplantae; Chlorophyta; Ulvophyceae; Bryopsidales; Ostreobiaceae. The record is from the annotation of a GenBank genome assembly.
AUGGCAACUGUGGACACAACCUGCGGGGUGACUACAGGGACUCGGAGAUGUCUUGCAACGCGGGGUGGGUCUGAGGUACUGCGCAGGGCAGCAAGUGGUAGAGCCCGUUGGCGAAGAAGUGCGGGCCAUCCCCUGGUGUUUGCGAGCGCUGAAGACGACGCCGGACGCGCGUCCACAGUGUCCAAGACGGCCCUGCGCAAACUGAAGAAGGCUGAACUUGCAAGCCAACUGUUGGAUUAUGGUCUGGACAAUGAGGGAACCAGACCUCAACUGUUGCAAAGACUUCUGGAGCAUCUCAAAGCCACAGAUGGGGCAGACAGCCUCAUCACGGACAAGCCAGGCAGUGCAUCCUUGGACAAGGGGGAAAUGCAUGCACAGAAGUUGCGCAGAUUGUACAAGAAGGAGCUGGUGGAGAUCUGCAGGACCUCGGGCCUACCUACUGCAGGAACAAAAGCAACACUCAUUGCAAGGAUCUUGAAGCACCCUGAGCAAAUCCACCAACCCAGAUUGGAGGCUGUACCUGCUGAAGCUAUGGGGCAGGCAGAUUAUCCCAUGGAGCAAGAUGACACUGAUGAGUUUGUCACAGAGGAAGAAUACAAUGCCCAGAGGGAAGAAGUGCAAGCAGAACUCCUGCAGAAGACCAAAGUUCAACUGCAGCAGAUGUGCAAGAACCAAGGGCUGAAGAUGAGUGCAAGAACAAAAAUGGAACUUGUGGAGCGCAUACUUCAGGCACUGGAUGAAUAUUCUGGAAAAGAGGUGCUGAAGGAGAGUGUGCUGGAGGCAACCAGCAGAAUGCCCAAGGCCAUUGUACAGACUGAGGUCCCUCUCAGAGUUCCUUUAGGAGACAGUGAGAAUAUCGCACGAAUCAAAGGCUUCAGAGACAAUGCAAAAGGGUUUGCUUCUGAGAUAGAUAGCAUUUUAGAGGAGAUGCGUGGAACAUAUGGCAAGUACUUGCCAGCUGAUGGAUUUCUAGAGAGAGAGCUACCAUAUACAGCAGGUGUGGGUGCUCUAGAAGAGCCGACUGUCGAUGACCUUAAAGCAUUAGAAAAUGAGGCGGCCCUGCAGGAGUGCUUGUCAAGCUCGGCAGACUUGCUAAAGCAGGAUGGUGGAAGCCCCGGACAGCAAUGGGCUGGCCCCACUACAGAGAAAGAGCAGGAAGUUCCAGCGGCUGGAGCACAGCUGUCAAGAGACGCAAUCUCUGUGGGGAAUGAGCAUGGUGGAGGAGAGGUGGCGAACCACUUGGAUAAUGACAAGAACGGUGUUGAGGACGAUGAACUGGGUGAAGGCACAUUGAGGGAUUCACUAGAGGUUGAUGUUGAGAGAUGUGGCGAAGUUGCAAGGUUGGUUGAUGAGGCUCUGGAACAGUCCAGGAAGCCAGUUCAAGAGAAUGGUGCAGAUUUUGAGCAAGAGGAGGAACCUGUAUUGGCAACAGGGAUUGGAUAUGGGCCUGAUCUACAUGCUCCAAGUCCGCAUCAGGCAUUGAAGCCCACUCGAUCUGACUCAUGCACAGGAGACCAUGAUUUCAUUGAGACAAUAGCAUCUGCUCCUCCACCUGAGCUGGUGGAUAUUGGUGCCAGUGGUGCGUCAUCUGUUGGUGAUGGAGCUCUUCCUGCUAUGGGAGAAUCUGAGGCUCAGAAUUCUAAUCCUAUUGGGAUGCCAGAAUCCAAUGCUUCUGAGCCAACGGGUGAGCCAGGGAAUGGUGAUGCUUCACAUGGAGCUCUGAAUGCAGUGACCACUGAGGAGGAGGCGAAACCACCAGACGACUCGAUCCCUGAAGCUGAAGCUGUUCCAGACAGCACAAUGACUGGAACAAUUCUCGAGAAGAUUGAAGCCCGGAAAGCAGCAUUGGCGCAAGUGCAGGAACGCGUUGGGGCAGCCAACUCGUCACAGGAGUCGACUGUGGCUCAAAUGGGGCGACUUCUAGAAAUGGCGGAGGACUUGAAGGCUGAGAGGUCAGAUUGGCAGAAGAGGAUGCAAAGAAAGGUGGAAUCUCUGACAGAAGUUGCUGAGAGAAUGCAUGAAACUGAGAAGACAAAGAUGACUCUGGCAGCAGAUUUGGACGAACUGGAGAACCAACUAGAAGAUCUUGAGAACGAUGCGGAGAAAAAGAAAAAAGAGGCAGAGAAGUUGAGAGUUGCGAUCAGCAGCCCAAGUCCAAUUGAAGAGGACGACCCACACAGUGCAAGUGCUGCAAAGGAAAGUGCCAACAGUCAUGGAGCAGUGCACGCGUCGCCAGGUGCAGCAAUGGCUGCAGGUGUGCUAGGAUUCGUGGACAUGUUGGUCAGGAUAAGUCAGAAUGCACGAAAGAAAGGAGAGGAAAAGAAAGGGCCUGAAUGA